This is a messenger RNA of Mangifera indica (mango), 1349 nucleotides long. Its product is annotated as serine/arginine-rich splicing factor RS2Z33-like. The record is from RefSeq and is a predicted model, not a curated record. The transcript has 6 exons. Lineage: Eukaryota; Viridiplantae; Streptophyta; Magnoliopsida; Sapindales; Anacardiaceae. Gene Ontology annotation, molecular function: zinc ion binding; mRNA binding. Gene Ontology annotation, biological process: mRNA splicing, via spliceosome. Bases 362 to 1180 code for a protein of 272 amino acids. Gene Ontology annotation, cellular component: nuclear speck.
GUUUAGAUAUCUUUAUUGCAGGAAAAAGAUAUGCCUCGAUAUGAUGACCGUUAUGGUGGGACUCGGCUCUAUGUUGGUCGCCUGGCUUCACGAACAAGAUCACGCGAUCUUGAGGACAUAUUCGGCCGAUAUGGGAGGUUUCUGGGCUUUUGCCUAACCUGGAGGUCUAUGGUGAGAGGUUGACCUUGGUGGAUUUGGCGAGUGUUUCUAUAGUGUUAUUGCGUGUUUUUAUGGAAAUGGCAAGAAUCUCAAAGUGGUGUUUAGUACAUCUGUGAGGGGCGAAGUAUCAACCCAUCGAUACUUGUGUCAUGAUGGCCUUACUGUUUCUGGCACCUGUUUACGCAGAAUUCGCGAUGUGGAUAUGAAGCGUGACUUCGCCUUUGUUGAAUUUAGUGACCCUCGAGAUGCUGAUGAUGCGAGAUAUAGCUUGAAUGGUCGUGAUGUUGAUGGAAGCCGUAUCAUUGUGGAAUUUGCCAAGGGGGCACCACGUGGUCCUGGUGGAUCUCGUGAGUAUCUCGGUAGAGGUCCUCCUCCUGGAUCAGGGCGCUGUUUCAACUGUGGGAUUGAUGGCCACUGGGCCAGGGACUGCAAAGCUGGAGACUGGAAGAAUAAGUGUUAUCGCUGUGGUGAACGAGGCCACAUUGAAAGAAAUUGUCAAAAUAGUCCGAAGAAGCUAAGACGUGGCAGGAGUUAUUCGCGUUCACCCUCUCUUCGCCGUGGUAGAAGCAGGAGCCACAGUUACAGCAGAGGCCGCAGUGACAGUCGAUCUCGGUCACCUGUGAAGAGAGAAAGAAGUAUUGAACGUGUUGAGAGAAGAACAAGGAGCCCACGUGACAGCAGGAGCCCUAAGCGGCGCAGGAAUUCACCACCACCAUCUAAAGGGAGGAAGCACAGUCUGACUCCAGAUGAAAGAAGUCCACCAGAGAGAGGAGGCAGCCCAUCCCCAAGGGAUCACCGGCAGGCCAAUGGCUCAGAGUAUAGUGGGAGUCCAAGGGUAAAGAGCAGAAGCCCUGUUGAUGAUGCUGAUGGCCCUGAGGAUAGGAGUUACCAAAGCCCUGCAGAAGAGAAUGGUCGCAGUCGUAGUCGCAGCCGCAGCCUCACUCCAAUCCCUAGGGAUGAGAGGAGCCCAAUUGAUGAUGAUGAUAACCAUGGGUCCCCAAGAGGCAGCGAAUCCAAUUAAAAGCAGCUUAGGCUACAUGCUUUAUUUCUGUUCAAAGUUGUGAGAAUUUAAUCCAACCUGGUUUGUAUUGGUAGAUUUUUAUUAACUAGCUUGAAAUUUUUAGUUAAACUUUUUGUUUAUGAUACUUAUCUAUAUUUUGAACAUCUAAUGUCUACCCAUUAUGUUUUAA